CCAGGAGGGCGGAGCCGGCUGUAUCAUGCUGUGGGCAGAGAACCUGACCGUGAGCGUGCUCCGUGGUGGUCGUUGGGAACGACACGACCUCACCUCUCUGACCUUUGGUGAGGGCGUGACCCCUAGGCUCCAGGGCUCCCUCUGCAACCAAUCACACUCCAGUCUGGUUCUAAACUAUGAGAAUAUCCUGGGACACCGUUCCUUCAAACUAGUGUUUGCCAUGUCCCAGCGCCACUACAAGGUGUCAGCUCGCCGCUGGUUCACGCUAGACGCCGUGGAGAUAGAAUACGACGGUCAGAAAGCAACGUUUAACGGGAGCCGUAACGUGUACGCGCCGGCUGAGUACUCCUACCGCUGUCAGUCAGUCACUAACUUCAGAUACCCCCUCCUGGUUCCGCGCACCUCCAAAGACCCUGCUAACCAGUGGAGGGUCUCCUUCACGGACUUCCAGAUCCAGGGUUUCAACGUUGCAGGGGGAGAGUUCUCCUAUGCCAGUGACUGUGCAGGGUUCUUCAGUCCUGGUAUCUGGAUGGGACUGCUCACCAGUCUACUGAUGCUCAUGGUCCUGACCUACGGCCUCCAUAUGAUCAUGCAGCUACACCACACCAUGGACCGACUAACACACAUUU
Messenger RNA from Oncorhynchus tshawytscha (Chinook salmon), 629 nucleotides. Its product is annotated as V-type proton ATPase subunit S1. The annotation marks the transcript as partial. NCBI's taxonomy places the organism in Eukaryota, Metazoa, Chordata, Actinopteri, Salmoniformes, Salmonidae. Gene Ontology annotation, cellular component: proton-transporting V-type ATPase complex. The transcript has 4 exons. The record is from RefSeq and is a predicted model, not a curated record.